This is a messenger RNA of Lolium rigidum, 1456 nucleotides long. RefSeq names its product protein SSUH2 homolog. Bases 1 to 1275 code for a protein of 424 amino acids. Lineage: Eukaryota; Viridiplantae; Streptophyta; Magnoliopsida; Poales; Poaceae. The record is from RefSeq and is a predicted model, not a curated record. The transcript has 6 exons.
AUGACCAUGGAGGCGGAGCGCGACGGCGAGGAGCAGCGGCGGCCUCUCCUCUCAUCAUCCUCCCCGCCAGCAGCAGCAGCGGUGCACAGCAGCUCGUCGGCGCUGCGCGGCGGCGGAGGAGGUUGGGCCGGCGGCGGGCCGGAGUUCUGCGCUGCCGAGGAGUCCGCCGCCUCCUUCUCCUCACCUAACUACUAUCCCCCGGCCCCGGAGCCCCACCACGACGACGUCUACCCACCGUCCGUAUACGGCGACGUCCUCUCCCCGUCCCCAUUGCCUGCCCCCACUCCUCCACAUACGCAUGUUUCUGAUAGGGAUGCACUGGAUGAGGUGGAAAUACGGAACCUGCUUAUUGAUCAUGUCGACCAUCAAUGCUGCUGGGGAAGUCAACCUGCUCGCACAUGGGAAAUUACGUCCACCAAUGACUGCACUGUAUAUGUUGGAACUUUGGAAACUUUCAUCGAGGAAAGGGAUUCCAUAAUACGAAAGGAACCUUAUCAUGGUGGUAACAUAGAUGGAAGAGACCACGGUCCUGUUCUUGGUGUGUGGGAACUAGAUUUGAGAUCUGAGUUUCCCCCGCUCUUUGUGGAAAAGAAAGUGGUAGUCAAGAUUCCUCAUUCAGAUGUUCCUGAAAAAUGCUCAGAUUGCAAGGGUCGUGGAGAAAGGCCAUGUCCUACUUGUAACACUGGUCAUAUGACCCAGUGCUGUGAAUGUCAAGGCAGGGGUUUAGUUGCUUGCCAAGAUGGAUCUAAUGAUGAAUCUGAUACAGUAUGCGGAAUCUGCAACGGUCAAGGAAUGGUGCCCUGUAUAGCAUGUGGAGCUCGUGGUAUAUUGACAUGCAAGACAUGUGAUGGCUGUGGUUCUCUUCUUGCACAUAGAUGUGCUCGUGUUCGAUGGAAGAUACUGUCCGCCAGAAAAGUUAGUGUGGCAGCUGGAGCUGCUUCGGUUCCUGAAGAAGUUUUUCAUAGAGCCAAAGGGGUGCAACUAUGCAACAUACAGGCAUACCAAUGCACUCCUGCUUUCUUUGCUGAUUCAUACCCGCUCAACCAGUUCUCCUCAGAGGUUGUUGCUAGCCGGCUGCCAGUUCCGCCAUCUGCAAGGGUCAUUUCCGAGAGACACAUCAUCUCGGAGGUGCCUGUUACCCGCGUCACGAUGUCUCACCGCAAGCGAUCUUUCAGCUUCUAUGUCGUUGGCUAUAGCAGGGAUGUUUUUGUAAGGGACUAUCCUUCAAAUUUCUGUUGGGGCCUCUGCUGUUGCUUCGAAUGGUUGUGGAACUAGCUGCAUUCCAUGCCAUUCUUUCGGCAAAUGUUGCACCAUAGAACCUGGUGCGUAGUUGUAAAGAUGUGCUGCGAUUUCUGGCUUGUUAGUGUUACAGUACAGAAUCAGUAUUUGCACUUUUGUACAGAAUUAGUGCAAGUAAAAUCAUUCAUAUUCGGUCAUGAAAAAGAAACUGCGGUCA